Messenger RNA from Carassius auratus (goldfish), 811 nucleotides. RefSeq names its product ribonuclease inhibitor-like. Bases 1 to 753 code for a protein of 250 amino acids. Gene Ontology annotation, molecular function: protein binding. Lineage: Eukaryota; Metazoa; Chordata; Actinopteri; Cypriniformes; Cyprinidae. The transcript has 6 exons. The record is from RefSeq and is a predicted model, not a curated record.
AUGAAAAACAACCCUGGCAACAGUGCAAGAUCAAGCUCACAUGUGUCCAGCUCUGUGUCUGUGAAGAGUGACUGUUCAAAAGGAGGCAGCGUAUCGAACUUCACUCUGAAAUCAAACCCAUCACACCUGAGAGAGCUGGACCUGGCUGGAAAUAAAAUAGAAAACAAAGGAAUGAAGCACAUAUGUGAACAACUGAUUAAUUCCCGCUGUAAACUGGAGAGAUUGAAGUUAAGAGGCUGUGAUAUAACAGAUGAAGGUUGUUCAGCUCUGACUUCAGCUCUGAAAUCAAACCCAUCACACCUGAGAGAACUGGACCUGAGUGAGAAUGAACUUGGAGACUCUGGAAUUGAAAAUAUUAGCAGUCUACUGAAGAACCCACAAUGCAAGCUGGAAAUACUAGCACUGUGUAAAUGCAGUAUUAAAGAGAAGCAGUGUGUCUUCCUGACUUCAGCUCUGAGAUCAAACCCAUCACACCUGAGAGAACUGGACCUGAGUGGAAAUGAACUUAAACACAAAAGAGUGAAUAAAUUGUAUGAUAUACUGAAGGAUUCACAAUUUAAACUGGAAAGAUUGAGGUUAAGGUACUGUGCUAUAAAAGCUGAAGAUUGUUCAGCUCUGACUUCAGCUCUGAAAUCAAAGACAUCACAUCUGAGAGAGCUAGCCUUGAGUGGGAAUGAACUUGGCCAGUUGGGAGCAACACACCUCUGUGAUAUACUGAUGAAUCCACAAUGCAAGCUGGAAAAGCUAGAGUAAGUAUAAUGUACAACAGUUAUAGUGUGAUUAAAGUGUAUUAUGCUGUCGGCUCUGAUAG